AUGAGCACAACAACGAUCAAACUACAAGAUUUGGAUAUAGAUCAGUUGGCGACCUUUAAGAAAGAGACAGAAACCGAAUUACAAAACUUCACGUAUUCAUUAUCGGCUCUUAACACUGCAGUGGCGAAAUUCAAGUCGAACAUCACCAAUAUUGACGAGAUAAGUCUGUCGAAAGACCAACAAAGGGAGCUUUUGGUGCCAUUGACCGCAAGUUUGUACGUUCCAGGAAAGACCGUGAACAAUCAGAAAUUCCUUUGUGAUGUUGGGACUGGUUACUUCAUUGAGAAAGAAGCAGGAGAUGCCAAAGUUUUCUACGAAAAGAAGGUGAAGAAGUUGAAUGAGGAUAGCAAUAAGUUGAACGAAAUCAUCAAAAAUAAGAGUGAUAUGUUGAAUAGCAUAGAAACAGUGUUGCAAAAGAAAGUCAUCGAGGCCCGUGCUCAGAUGGCCAAUAAAUGA
Saccharomycopsis crataegensis is the source of this 456-nucleotide messenger RNA. It is a transcript of the gene GIM5, whose product is annotated as Gim5p. Gene Ontology annotation, biological process: protein folding; RNA polymerase III assembly; RNA polymerase II core complex assembly. The transcript has a single exon. The coding region runs from base 1 to 456 and encodes 151 amino acids. Lineage: Eukaryota; Fungi; Ascomycota; Saccharomycetes; Ascoideales; Saccharomycopsidaceae. Gene Ontology annotation, cellular component: cytoplasm; prefoldin complex. The record is from RefSeq and is a predicted model, not a curated record.